This is a messenger RNA of Brugia malayi, 1089 nucleotides long. RefSeq lists its product as uncharacterized. The transcript is spliced from 6 exons. The coding region runs from base 1 to 1089 and encodes 362 amino acids. The record is from RefSeq and is a predicted model, not a curated record. Lineage: Eukaryota; Metazoa; Nematoda; Chromadorea; Rhabditida; Onchocercidae.
AUGACUUCGAAGUUAACAGAUUGCUUCAAAAAUCUGCGCCUGGUUCCAGUACCAUUUGGUGAAUACCAGAGAAAUGAUCCCGACACGCCUCCUAUUAUGGUUAAUUUUCGUUUACCGGAUUUAUGGCGAACUGUACGAAUAGAAUUUAAAAAUGACGAAGAGCGCUUAUUCACUGACCGUUCAACCAUAUGCAAGCUUUCUAAAGUCUGCGCUAAUGAAGUUGAAAAUCUUGAAAAGGCAGGACAGGAGCUUGUCAUUCGAUUGGACAAUGUAACCUGCGAUGCUAUGGAGCGUCUGCUUUUUGCCGUCUGUCCUACAAUAUAUGGACAGUAUCCAAUUCCUCCAACAAUUUUCGAUGUUGGUAUUAUCUGCCCAGUUGCUUGCUGCCUGCAAAUGGAUAUGGUUAUCAUGAUGUGCGAAAAGGUUCUGGAAAAUGAUAUACAUUCGGAACUUACGCCGACUGAUUUACUCAUCAGUUCCUUUAGCACGGCAUAUAAAUGUCAGCUGAAACCAACAUUGCAGGCGAAACUAUUCACCAAAAUUCUGGAAUGUGAGUACUGGAAAUUAAAACUCUCUUUAGUUCGUAAAGUCGAUUCACCCUGUUUGCGCAUUUUCUUAUGGAACUUCAGAGAAAUGAGUCGCACUACCUUAUGUUUGAAAAAAGCGCUUAAAGAACAUUGUUACGUGAGACGCAGAAAAUCCUGGGUAGGCGAAGACCUAGAUCCACCAACGAAAGAAUUGUUCCGACUUUGCAUCUACAACGAAUUACUGUUUUCGCAUGUCACAAUAACCGUACAAACAGAAAUUUAUAAAUCUACCUGUAAUCUAUGUGAGAAUGCUUCACACAUUAUGAGUAUAGGAAACUGUACUAUGAAAACCGUUCCAAAAAAACUUUUUCUGUGUCAGCAAUGCAAUAAAACACUGUGUUCGAGUUGUGAGGCAAGUUUUUGUAUUCCGAAAUUAGUUGAAUUUCUGGAAGAUGUCCGUGAGGCUGAAAAAUCUCCGGAUAUGUUGAAAAAGCUUUGUACUCUUGUUGCACUAAAUUCUUCCGAUCACGAUGCCGCUAGAGCAUUAGUAAACAUUCAUUAA